Messenger RNA from Eleginops maclovinus (Patagonian blennie), 5155 nucleotides. RefSeq names its product ATCAY kinesin light chain interacting caytaxin a (gene atcaya). Lineage: Eukaryota; Metazoa; Chordata; Actinopteri; Perciformes; Eleginopidae. Gene Ontology annotation, cellular component: cytoplasm. Gene Ontology annotation, biological process: apoptotic process. The record is from RefSeq and is a predicted model, not a curated record.
UUUCGCUUGUUCCUGUAAAUCAUGCUUGCAUCGAUUAAGAUAUAAAUAUGACAUAUAAUCUGUAAACCCAGUUUCCAGAUAUUUAAAGGAAGAAAACAUCUUCAUUACAUUUAUUUGACAAACUACGUGCAAAUCAGCUAAUUGGGUAAAAGCGACCGUGGGUUUUAAAGGUAUCAUCCUCAAAACGUGAGGACAAUUAUGCUCUACAUUUAAAUAAGCAUGCAGAAAGAAAAACAUUAUCCUUUAUAAAUAACGUGAUUAAUACUUCUACCAGAGGGCACCAAUUAUAUAUAAAGAGGCUUGUUAUUUGUGCAGCCAGCAGGGAUAUGAUUGGUUGGUUGGUUGGUUGGUUGGUUGGUUGGUUGGUUGCAAGUGAAGUAAGGGACUGAAUAUUUGAUAAAUGGGGAGGGGGGAGAGUUGGGGUAAACGGAGAGGCAAUGGAUAGAUAGAGAGAGAGAUGCUGUUGCUGGGGAACAGAAGCCACAUAGAGAGGACCACUGAAUGAUAGCAAGAAGGAGUAACAGAGACUUGUACAUGUUACCCCUCCAAGUAAAGGUGUAAAUUGAUAUUUAGGAGUGGGAAAAGAAGGGAAUCCAUGGGUAUUUGCAGAAAAAGAGGGAGAUAGAGAUACCAGAGCAGAUGCAUUUUUGAUUAAAGGAAUUUUGUGGUCGGUUUGCUCUGCACAGCCAGGCUUUUUCCCAAUCAACGGUGGCCAGAGGCUGGUUGAAGAGGGGGGUUUUGGGGUGCAGCAUCACAGAGGUGCCCCCUGUCUCCAGACACCUGCUGCUGGAGAGGGUCUGACACCGAGGACACUGUGUCUGUGUGCAUGAGCGUGCACGUGUGCAUGUGAAUGAGUGAGAGACAGGAGGAAUUUCAGCCUGAGUCUUUGCAUCUGUGACCGACGAGGAGGGGAGAACACUCUGUCCGGAGAGAGGUUGCUUACACCGCUCAUGCUCUCCUCUCUGAGGGAUGGGCACCACAGAGGCGACUCUACGAAUGGAGAACUUGGAGGUGAAAGACGAGUGGCAGGAUGAAGACUUCCCCAGACCCCUCCCAGAGUACGGAGACAUGGACCCGUCCUGCGGUCUCACAGACGACAGAACCCCCCCUCUCUCCCUGGAUGUGUCCCCCCCCGGAGGAGGAGGAGGGGUUUCUUCGUCCCGUAAGCGGCGGACCCUGGUGGCCCCGGAGAUGAACCUGUCUCUGGACCGCAGCGAAGGAUCUCUGCUGUCGGACGACUUCCUGGACACGCCGGACGACCUGGACAUCAACGUGGACGACAUCGACACACCGGACGAGACGGACUCUCUGGAGUUCAUCACCAACGGCAAUGAGCUGGAGUGGGAGGACGACACCCCGGUGGCCUCGGCUAAAGCCGCCCCCGCCGACGGCUCGGUCGAGGGGGACGAGGGGAACGCCAACAACGGGCGUCUGUAGACGGUGAUCAUCGGGGAGCAGGAGCACCGCAUCGACAUGCAGAUCAUCAGACCCUACCUCCGGGUCAUCUCGCAUGGAGGUUAUUACGGGGAGGGUCUGAACGCCAUCAUCGUUUUCUCCGCCUGUUACCUGCCGGACAGCAGCUGCUCCGACUAUCACUACAUCAUGGAGAACCUCUUCCUGUACGUGGUGAGCAGUCUGGAGAUGCUGGUGGCUGAGGAUUAUCUGAUCAUCUACAUGAACGGAGCGACGCCUCGGAACAAGAUGCCCGGGAUCAGCUGGCUGAAGAAAUGCUACCAGAUGAUUGACAGACGAUUGAGGAAGAACCUGAAGUCUUUGGUCAUCGCUCAUCCCACCUGGUUCAUACGCACCGUGCUGGCUAUCUCCAGACCGUUUAUAAGUGUGAAGUUCAUGAAUAAGAUCCAGUACGUGCACAGUCUGGAUGAACUGGCAGAGAUCGUCCCCAUGGAGCACGUCCACGUUCCUGAGUGUGUGGUGCAAUUUGACGAGGAGAGGAUUAAAGCACGGAGGGAAAGGAUGGAGCAGGAGCACAGACAGCAGGAGCAGCAGUCAGUCCCACAGGAGCCAAUUAAAAAGUCUGAGAGGCCAAAGUCGAUGGUUGUAAAUCAAGGAUUAUGAGGACAGCGCUCUGCAGGAGAAGAGUGUGUGACAGACGUAUGGAGCAUGAACACCUCAAUGUAUUCCCGUAUGAAGCAGAGGGUCCAACAGGUCUUCAUAUGCUUCCUAGUUAUACCAACAUCCUACCCUCUGUGCAACAUGAACAUGUAAGAAGGAAGUCGAUGUGGAAACUGUCAUUGUCAGGGUCAUUGAUCCAUUAUCCUUCUCUGUUCGGACCAGCUAACACUGUAAUAUUAUAUCAUCAUGAGGCUCUGAAAAACCAGGACGUUGAUUUUGUCAAUGUUGGGUGAACUGGAAUUGUAAAUACUGAUGUUGUAACUUCAGUUGAAGGCCUCGUCAGUUUCAGAGUGGUAAAUAUGGACAGCUGUUACACAUGCAUUUAAUAUAAUUAUGUUACUUAUCAAUAAACAAAAACUAGCCAGUCAAUAAUUCUGCUAACACAGCCUAACAUCAAUCAAUGUCAACAAAUUAUCAAGACAAGCUAGCUACAGUGCUGUCCACUUACUGAGUUAACAGCUAACUGAGCUAACAGCUGACUGAGCUGACAGCUUAAUGCGCUAACAGAUCACUCAUUAAACAUAUACCUAUGCUAACCGAUUAGUGAGCUAACAGUUAACUUAGAUAACAGCAAAUUUAGCUCACAUCUGACUGAGCUAACAGCUAACUAAGCUAACAGUUCACUAAGAUGACACCUAACUGAGCUAGAAACAAACUGUACCAACAGCUAACUAAGCUAACAGUUAACUAAGAUAACACCUAACUGAGUAAAAGCUAACUGUACCUACAGCUAACUCAGCUAACUAAGAUAACACCUAACUGAGAUAAAAGCUAACUGUACCUACAGCUAACUCAGCUAACUAAAAUAACACCUAACUGAGAUAAAAGCUAACUGUACCUACAGCUAACUCAGCUAACUAAGAUAACACCUAACUGAGAUAAAAGCUAACUGUACCUACAGCUAACUCAGCUAACUAAGAUAACACCUAACUGAGAUAAAAGCUAACUGUACCUACAGCUAACUCAGCUAACUAAGAUAACACCUAACUGAGAUAAAAGCUAACUGUACCUACAGCUAACUCAGCUAACUAAGAUAACACCUAACUGAGAUAAAAGCUAACUGUACCUACAGCUAACUCAGCUAACUAAGAUAACACCUAACUGAGAUAAAAGCUAACUGUACCUACAGCUAACUCAGGUAACUAAGACAACACCUAACUGAGAUAAAAGCUACCUACAGCUAACUCAGCUAACUAAGAUAACACCUAACUAACUAGUGGCUAACUGAGCUAACAGCUCACUGCGCUAACGGCUGACCAUUUUACUGCAGGUACUAUUAGCAACAGUUAGCGCUUAACUUUACUUGAGCAACAACAGGUCAGGAACAGGUCACGUUAAAAAGUUCUCUGCCCAAUCCAUUGUAGUCUUUGUAGCAUCAAAAUGAUUUGAAACCGUUAUGUAAUGAUAAAACGACAUAAUCCUGCUUUCAAAACCGAACAAAUAUACUGAAUUAACCGAAGAAAGUCAACAUUUCACAUCAAACAUUUAGAAAAUCUGACAAUUGGAGAUAAAAGCGUGUUGCCUGACACUAGAAAUGUGUACAUAAUGUAUGUGAGAAAAAACUUAACUCUUGAGAACAACUUAAUUGAUGUAGCAGAAGCUGAUCUUAGGUCAGGGUUCCAGUACCAUACCAAACACACAUUUAUAUUCUGGAUAAUAUAAUGUGCUUCAAUGUAAAUAACGAUGCAUCAGAUGCCUUCCUCUUUAUUGUUUGGCCUCAUAUUGCCUGCUGUAUCACGAGGCCUUCUUACUGUCUCUCCUCAUGCUGUAUGACAUUUAGAAAAUGUCCAAACGUAGGCUACUAACAUCUGUACCUUGUUUUUAUGAUGCCUCUGUCCUAUUGUGCAUAGAAAUUGCUGGAAAAUUAUAAAUAUCUGCAUUGCGUGUCAUGGAAAACCCCAUAUGAUAAAAAUCUUUAAGAAUCAUAUAUAUGUUGUAAAAAUAUGCUUUAUUUUGUGCAAAAUAGCAACAUAGAUGUCAUACAUUACAGCAUUUAGCAAAUAUGCUUCACAAUAAUAUUCCAACUGUGUAUUCUGCUAGCUAAAAAUCCUAAUCCAUAAUUUACAAAAUAUCUGCAAUAAUUUUGUAUGGAAUUUUGGGGCAAUAUUUAAGACAAAAUACACACUUUUUUUUUUACAUAUGACUGCAUAUUGAGUGUGUAGAGUGUGCAUAUCUAUAAUUCUUAUUGAUCAGUUUCAUAUGGGAACAUUUGCUGUCAGCGGCCUCUGAAAGGAAAUAGUUGUAUUAUUUUAUAAUCAUAAGGUUUAGGUAUAUAAUUUCUGCAGGGCGACAUCCUCUUGUGUUCUCGGUGUUGUUUCUGAUAAACAGUGUCAGUUUGAAACCUUUCCCGAUGAAUGCAUUAUGGGAUUGAUGUUUAUUUGGGUAUCGUAGAUUUUCUCAUGUCUUCCAACUUACUGUAGCAGGAAGGCAGAGGAGUUUUAUUUUUGUAAAGAAAUGCAGUAUAGUAUUUCCCGCCUGCCUUCUCUUUUUAUUUUGCACUAUUGCAUUGGGUUAGUUUUUGGAGAUAAACUCUAAACUGUGUUUUUGUUAAGGAGCAUUAUAUGCAGUCACGUAGCUGAUAUCUUAUUUGGUACAUACAAUGAAAUGAAGGUUUAUAAAAAGUGCCAUUUUAUUUUAUUUUCCUUUUGUGGUACAGAAAUGUCAAAGAGGUUCAACUUUUUUAAAAUUAUUUUCAAAGAAAUGAAUCAAUGUUUUUCAUCUUCAUGGUUUGUUUGCUGAGUGCCUAUUUUUGAACCAAAUGAUGAAAAUAAGUCCAUGACAAGUGAAGGAAUGUAGAGUAUAGCUUUUCCAUGUGUAUUUUACUUUAUAGGUUUAAUAAAGUCACAUCCAGUAUUACAAUUGGUUGUGACUUUUCGUUUUGACUAUAAAAGCACAAUAUAUUGUUAGAAAUGAUUUGCCUACCAUUUGUCUAAUGUGACAUGUUUGCUCAGAUUUAAAUGGUAGAGAUGAUCCUUCGUUGGUUCUGCCUUGUAAAUAAAACUGAAUAAACUGUUCCUCCCAA